Hyaloscypha bicolor E is the source of this 921-nucleotide messenger RNA. Its product is annotated as phosphatases II. The record is from RefSeq and is a predicted model, not a curated record. Gene Ontology annotation, cellular component: nucleoplasm; cytoplasm. Gene Ontology annotation, molecular function: F-box domain binding; protein tyrosine/serine/threonine phosphatase activity. Bases 1 to 921 code for a protein of 306 amino acids. Gene Ontology annotation, biological process: negative regulation of SCF-dependent proteasomal ubiquitin-dependent catabolic process; regulation of ERK1 and ERK2 cascade; negative regulation of protein binding. The transcript has 2 exons. Lineage: Eukaryota; Fungi; Ascomycota; Leotiomycetes; Helotiales; Hyaloscyphaceae.
AUGAUCACUGCAUCUCAAUUACGGGGAGCGACUCCGGUCGGCGGAUAUUCUUGGCGGCCGCCGUCUCCACCUCAUAUCCAUGUGCCGCAGGCUCCAGAGGACCAGCAACUUGUCUUACCUGCAUAUAAUGGAAUGAAUUAUGAUCUGGAGGAGAGGGAGAUCCUCAAGGUGAUUACGCGAAACCACAACGUUGUUGUCGGAGUCAAGGAUUGGAAGUAUGAAAUGAGGAGAAGUGCGCAGGCCAUACAACCCUUUCUAUACCUCGGACCCUCUUCUGCCACUCGAGACUUGGACUUCAUGCGGAGGGAAGGCGUCACUAUGUUGCUGGUGAUCAGAAACACAAUGACUGCAGCUGCAAGCUUGUUGAGUGGGGACAAAGUUGCGAGAGAAUUGGGGAUCCAAGCGGCUGCUGUGGAUGUAGCUGGCAACCAAGAGCUCAUCGCAGCCUUUCCAAGAGCCUGCAAAAUCAUCAAUGACCAUCUUCUUUCCCAAUUUCGCCAAGGCAUCGCGAACGGUACAGUUCAUUCCGGAGCAAUAACCACACCCGGCAAGGUGUUUGUCUUCUGCGAGUCUGGCAAUGAACGAUCAGCAGCUGUGGUUGCAGCUUAUCUCAUGAAUAUGUUCAACCUCGAUCUGAUAUCGGCAAUACAAUAUGUCCAGACGCAACGCUUCUGUGUUGCUUUCGACGAUGGGUUGAAGAACCUGCUGUUGAAUUACGAGGAGUUACUCAACGCCCAACGAUGUGUCUCUGCAGCUACGAUGACAACACAAAUAAGAAGUGUCCCAAGUAACGCAAGGCCAAAAAGGCGCAGAGAGGAGGAUUCAGACAACGAGGUGGGGAUGUCUCUUGACAAUUCAGAUGAUGAGAGAUUCGCCGGUCGUGGUGGAUUUGUUCCUUUCCAAGAUAACUGGGCGUCUUGA